Molecule: messenger RNA, 2095 nt
Organism: Prorocentrum cordatum
Lineage: Eukaryota; Dinophyceae; Prorocentrales; Prorocentraceae
Source: the annotation of a GenBank genome assembly
CUCCUCCUCCUCCUCCGCCUCCUCCUCUUCCUCCCCCCCUCCCUCGGCGCCGCGAUGCCCCAGCCAAAUGGGCCGCUGUCUCCGAGAGGAAGGCGCCGCACCAUGGGACCGGUCAAUGCCGGGGCGUUCAUGGAGGGCGCGGCCGAGUCCACGGUGCUCGACGCGGCCCGCGAUGGCGAGCAGGGGAAGCAGCAGAGCCAGAUGGUGUCCAUCGCGCAGGGCAUAAGGAACAGAGUUGACGCCCUCACGUCCGGCCGGCUGCACAACCGCCACAUCGACGACGGCGACAUGUCGAUUUCGCCCGCGGCGAAGCAUACCGCGGCGCGCGGGAGAGUAGUUUUCGUCGGCGGGGAGCUUUCCGCGGACAGCGGCUCGGAUGAGCCGCCACCAUCCCAUUACAGCUCCGACGGCUGGGACGAGGACUCGUCGGGUCUCAUGGUUGGCCGCUCCAAGUCGACUUCGUCGCGUGGGCGCACAGGCCAGCUUCUAGAGAGGCUCAAUAUCGAGCAGCGGAUUAGCCUCUGUACCGAGUUGGACGCUUGGUUCCAGCUCCACCUGAAGUUCGCGUCACAGAGGAUCGAGAACUUCAAUAGUAGAGAACUGGCGAGGGACACAGUGCAGAGCGACUUCGACGUGGCCCUGAAGGACGUCCGCGAUGGGGCGGGCGCCGCGGAAGUGAGAUCGGUGCUGAAGGCGAAGCAGUUCAAAGACAAGAUCCAGAAGUAUCAGCAAGGACUGCGCAGGAGAGCGCGCGAGGCUGCCCUGUCGGAGGCCCGGGAGAAGGCUGUCGAGACGGAGAGCAAGGCGGCUAAGGCCAAGGCGACCGAGGCGAUGGAGCAGGCCGGCGGCAGAAGACAAUGGCUCAGCCGCGUGUGGGAGGCGGUGUCCUGGCAAAUGAAGGACGGGAUGGAAAAGGGCAUUUGCAGCGAGGUGACGGUACGCGUGGUGGGGGCGAUGGGUUUGCGCGAGCAGUCGGCAGAGCAGAGCGACCAGUUGUACUACACCUGCCUUGUCCGAGGCAAGCCAGAGACGCGGUUCAAGGUUCCAGUCGGUGAGGCCUCGUCUCAGGCGGAGUGGUUGGAGGGAGUGGACAUGAUUGUUUUCGGGCCCACUGACAGGACGCUGGAGAUCAAUCUCCACGGGAAAGACGACGAGAUUCUAGGUUUCGCCUACCUCGGCAGGAGUCAAUUCAUCGAUCUGGAGGACUAUUGGGCUGGUCCGCUGCUGGUGUGCAACAAUUUUGGGGAUCCUCUCGAAGGUCAGCUGCAGGUUGAGGUCGUAUCGCGGCAAAAGCAGUACGACGUGCUCACUGCCCAGGACCUGCUGCACAUACUGUCCGAGCAGCAGGAUGAGGUCGCGGAUCUCACAGAGAGACAGGCCAGGAUGAACCACAGGUGCGAUGUCGCUCUGAACGUUUUGGGCUACGUCCAGGACAAGCACUGGAACGCUCAGAACACGGAUUCCGUACCUAGGAAGUUGAACGUCCUGGACGCUGCUGGCGUUGAUUUUCUGGAGGAAGCCAAGAAGCAGGCGAUCUUGCAGAAUCUAGAUGAGCACGUGAAGACCAAUCCCCAAACCUGGUACAAAUUGAUGAAGCGUAUCGAAAAGGAGGAGGCUGCGAAGCGUAUCGAGAGCAAGGGAGCUCGGACGAAUGAUGAAGAUUCUCCGGCGGAAGAGCACUAUGUGCUCAGGAGGGAGAUAGAGGACCUGAUCGCCCUGCAGGACAUGGCAAGCAUGAGUGCGAGGGCAGCCGCCGCGGUAGAUCUCGCGAUCCAUAAGGGUAAGGUCACCCUCGCGGAGGAGAUACCCCGGGACCCUGAAGAGGAGAAGAAGAAGGAGGAAGAGGCCAACCAGGAACGCGCUGGCGAACUGGCGCUUCAGUCGAUCAAGGCGCUGCGAAGGCUGAGGAACAGGACAGAGCAGAUCACUGCCGAGUCCGAGAUCACCCAGAAGAUGUCCAAGAGCAAGUCCAUUACCGCGCGGCGCCCAAGAAGCCCCAGGGGAAGGUGAUGCGCAAGGCGCUGAGCGGCCGGGCGGCCGUCAGCGCGCUGGGCGGCGGAGGUUUCGGGGCGAUCGGAAUGGUGCAGGCCUCCCA